Molecule: messenger RNA, 1787 nt
Organism: Phalacrocorax carbo (great cormorant)
Lineage: Eukaryota; Metazoa; Chordata; Aves; Suliformes; Phalacrocoracidae
Source: RefSeq, a predicted model, not a curated record
CGCGGUGAAGGCGUCCCGUUGAGGCGGGCGGUGCGCAGGCGCGGCCCCGCUGACCCCGGAAGUGCUCAGGCGGCUGGGUGACACGUCGCAGGCGCCGCGGCGGCAGGAAACCUGCGAUGUCUGGGUUCGACAGCUUCAACACAGACUUCUUCCAGACGAGCUACAGCAUUGAUGACCAGACACAGCCCUAUGACUACAGCGGAAGACCGUACAGCAAGCAGUAUGGAGGCUAUGAAUACUCUCAACAAAGCGGAUUUGUCCCUCCAGACAUGAUGCAGCAGCAGCAGCCUUACACAGGGCAGAUUUACCAGCCAACACAGACGUACACUCCAACUUCAGCACAGUCUUUUUAUGGAAGUAACUUUGAGGAUGAGCCUCCUCUAUUAGAAGAAUUGGGGAUCAAUUUUGACCACAUCUGGCAGAAGACACUAACAGUGCUACACCCGUUAAAAGUAGCAGAUGGCAGCAUCAUGAACGAGACCGAUUUGGCUGGACCAAUGGUCUUCUGUCUAGCUUUUGGAGCCACAUUAUUACUGGCUGGUAAAAUUCAGUUCGGUUACGUGUAUGGAAUAAGUGCAAUCGGAUGUUUAGGGAUGUUUUGUCUCCUGAACUUAAUGAGCAUGACGGGCGUCUCCUUCGGCUGCGUCACCAGUGUCCUUGGAUACUGUCUUCUUCCUAUGAUCCUACUUUCCACUUUCGCAAUUAUAUUUUCGUUGCAGGGAAUGAUGGGGAUUAUUCUCACGGCUGGAAUCGUUGGCUGGUGCAGCUUUUCUGCUUCCAAAAUCUUUAUUUCUGCCUUAGCAAUGGAAGGACAACAACUUCUAGUAGCAUACCCCUGUGCUUUGUUGUACGGAGUCUUUGCUCUCAUUUCUGUGUUUUGAACAGACUGUCCAAACUGUUGGACUCCAGUGGGCCAAAAUGAAAACAUCGACUUGGAACGCUUGGUUGGACCAGAAACAGCUGCAAACAACUGUAGAGGGUUGCUAUCACAAAACUUAGACCUGUUUUGAAUCAUCUGGAACAAUUAAAACAAAUGUCUCAUGUUCACUUUUUUAGGACUUUGAAUACUGUUUUCAAUUGACCUGAGGUGUCUAUAGCUUUAAUAAGUGUUCAUGCUUAUCAUGUUAAUGUAAUUUCUUUCCCAUUCCAAGAUCUUUAGAAAAGUAACUUUUGGUUGUUUAUUUGAGGGUUGGGGAUUUUGUCGUGUUUUUUUUUUUUUUUUAAGGGGAGGGAGGGAGAAGGAUUACAGUUAUAAAUUGGUAGAUUUUUAUCAGCGAAAGUUAACAGAACUGCAGAUGCUCUAGAUUUGGGCUACUCUUAAGAGAAGUCUGCAGUAAUAAAGAGCCCAUUUCCUGGCCCCUCUGACCAAAAGCAAAAUGCAUAAAUGAACACAAGCAAUUAGAGUAUUUUCUAUCUUUUAACAAAUAUACUUCUAAGCCCUUUGGUCUUGCUUAUUUGUUCAUUUGAUGUGAUAGUAUUUCAGGAUUUAAGACACUUAAAGUCUGAGUUAGAAAACAGAUGCUUAAAAGUUAAAGGGAUCUGUAAUUCUGUCACACUUGAAAUAUGAAUACAUUUGGGCAUCUAAGUAGCUAUAUGUUAACUUGGAUUUCUGAAGAUGACUUCAGCUAGAGUUUCUCCUAAUGGUGCACAUACUAGUAGAUGAAGAGUAAUCUCUUGCAGUACUUCCAAGAAAAACACCAUUCUGAAAAUGUUACGCUUGUCAGUAUUGUAGUUACUGUACAAUAAUUUAAGGUAUAUUGAUUAAAUUUUCCUUAAAUUUUGAAAAA